Molecule: messenger RNA, 777 nt
Organism: Dioscorea cayenensis subsp. rotundata (Guinea yam)
Lineage: Eukaryota; Viridiplantae; Streptophyta; Magnoliopsida; Dioscoreales; Dioscoreaceae
Product: 60S ribosomal protein L32-1
Exons: 4
Coding region: 215-616 (133 amino acids)
Biological process (GO): translation
Cellular component (GO): ribosome; cytosolic large ribosomal subunit
Molecular function (GO): structural constituent of ribosome
Source: RefSeq, a predicted model, not a curated record
UCACCAUUGCCCUUCUUAGUUCUCAUUGCAUCUCCUCCUGCAAGGUGGUUGAAUCUAAGCUUUGAACUUCACAUCCAUCUAAGUGGUGUGGUAGUUCGUUGUUUGGGUUCAAGGUGAAUCAAGAGGUGCUUUGAAAGAAAGGUGUUUUCAAGAGGCCAAGAGGCAAAUCGAUUUCAUUCUAGUCAAGAGAUUCUACAAUCUCUUUAGAGAAGAAAUGGCGGUCCCGUUGCUGAGCAAGAAGAUUGUGAAGAAGCGUGUGAAGAAGUUUAAGAGGCCUCAGAGCGAUCGCAAGAUCUGCGUCAAGCCAAGCUGGCGUAGACCAAAGGGUAUCGAUUCUCGUGUGAGGAGGAAGUUUAAGGGAUGCACACUAAUGCCCAACAUCGGAUAUGGGUCAGACAAGAAGACCCGGCAUUAUCUACCAAACCGCUUCAAGAAGUUUGUGGUUCACAAUACCUCUGAGUUGGAGUUGCUCAUGAUGCACAACAGGACCUACUGUGCCGAAAUCGCACACAAUGUCUCUACCAAGAAACGAAAGGAGAUUGUUGAGCGCGCCGCUCAGCUUGACAUUGUUGUCACCAACAAGCUGGCUAGGUUGCGCAGCCAAGAGGAUGAGUGAGCUAAUCCAUCAUCGGUCUGAUUUAACCACAUUUUUCCUUUUCUCUGUUUUUCUUGUUUGUGAACUGUUUUAAACUUGUAAUGGUUUUACGUUGUUGAGACAUGAUAAAAUUUUCAUAUGGUUAUUUAGCUGCGGUUUAUGAACCACAUCUUUCCAUCUUC